Molecule: messenger RNA, 3031 nt
Organism: Leguminivora glycinivorella
Lineage: Eukaryota; Metazoa; Arthropoda; Insecta; Lepidoptera; Tortricidae
Product: protein THEM6-like
Exons: 3
Coding region: 45-632 (195 amino acids)
Source: RefSeq, a predicted model, not a curated record
GCAAGCUAGUGUGAAUUUUGAAUAAUUUUCACUAAUUUAGAGAAAUGUAUAGCGUAAUUAUAACAAUUAUUGUUAUUUUGCUUCUGGUUUGGGAUGUGGGAUAUUAUUUCAGAGCGUAUUUAGUAGUUUUCUUCGGGAGAUUAUUUCAGAGAAGAUUCAAGAUCAAUGAAACCACAGUGUUGUACGGCAUUUGCACCACCCGUGACGUGGACAUCUUCUUUACUCACAUGAACAACGCGCGGUACCUCCGAGCGCUCGACUUCUCUCGCAUCCACUUUUAUGACCGCACCGGCCUCUAUGAGAAGCUUGCGGCAGUCAAAGGUGCGGCCCUCAUGGGCGCCAGCACUAUACGCUAUAGGAGGCCGCUUGACAUAUUCAGCCUUUACAAGGUUGAGACCAAGAUGUUAUGCUGGGACGAAAAGACGAUCUUCCUCGAACACAAGUUCAUCACACUGAAGGACAACUUCGUGCGAGCCAUAGUUUUCUCUCGGACGCACAUAGUAGGCCUCGACCUGCCCACGGCCAUGGCGUACGUGCCCGAAGCACACAACAUGAAGACCUUUCCUGAAGAGGUCGUCCAGUGGCAGCAGUGCUUGGAGACUGCGAGCGCUAGGCUAAGGAAGAAGGAUUAGAGUAGGUAACGCUAAAGACUGAUGCAUUUAUUGUUAUGAAUUGGGGUUGAGUUGGGUAAUGUUUUUGACAUAGAGUCGCUACGCCGGGCGAAAGUUAAAUCUGGGUAUCGUAGCUAGCUCUCCCUAUUACUAUUCUGUAUUUAGUGACUUGACAGAACCUGACUGCGUUUCGAUACCCACCUGGCGUCAACGAUUGUCACUUCGGUGAGGCCGGCUGUUUCUGCGACUAUAAAAUCGAUCGAUUUGUCUCCUGGAGAGCGUUGAUAAUUGAUGUCCGGCCAUGUUUUUAUGCUUAUUGAAUUGUUUGGCGGGGUACUUAAUAUUAUUUAUGUGUAAUUGUGUCUAGGAAAAAAAAAGCGACAUUUACAUGAUUGUAGUAAUUAUAAUAAUAUAAUUGCCGCACGGUGAAGCCUUUGUCCAGUUUUUGAUCAAAAAAUACAUGUAGGCUAGUAGAAUCGGGAAAGCAAUUUUUUUUGUCCUUAACUUUAAGUUUAGACGAAGGAAAGUAACAGCAGUAGUUACGUAAGAAGACAGCACUUGAUUAGAAUGUUUAGGUACUCAAAAAGAGCCAAUGAUUUUUUUUUUUAAUUUAUUUACUCAAAAAAGGUUACUCAGUAUUAUUCUAAUUAUAGUAUUUUCGCCAAACUGUAUGACAGUUUGUUGGAUAUUUCUUAAUAGGGUAAUGAAACGAAUGACAAAAAGAGACAAAUGUCGUAUAAACUAUAUGAUAAUGACGUUAAUUUAAAGUGGAAAUCAACCAAAUGAAGCUGACGGGGCACACCAUGUAAUGAAAAUAAAAAAAUCUGGUCUCGGUUUGGUUAUAAAUUAAUCUUAGUGCAUGUCGCUUGUAAGUAUUGAUGGAAUAAUUUUGUUAAUGUGGCUUAUAGUCAAUGAUAAAAUUCGUUACACAUAUGAAUGGAAAUGAUUUUCACAUCUAUUUAUGUAUUAACAUAGAUGGAGUUUGUAUACCUACCUACGUGAAGCCACGUCUAUACAUGGUACGAAGUACUAUUACGCGUCAUUAAGAUAAUUAUCCUCCAAAUUAGUAGUAGGUAUUAGAGUACUGAAAACUUCUGUAGAGUUUUGUUCAAGCAAAUUGAUAUAAUUGGCUUGAUUAUAGGUCAUGAUAUAUUAAUAGACCAUGUGUCUAAAUAUAUUUCAUGUUAUUUCGGUUCAAAAUCUUUAAAAAAAUGCAUUUCAAAGUUUUAAACUCGGGGGUUAACCUUUGCGACAUGGUGGAGGUGCUGGGAUUCAAACCAAAGUACUAUUUAGAAAUAAAUCUUACUUAGAUAAUUACAUUUUCGUUCGAAUACUAUUGGCUUGAAUGGGCUUUAAAGUCGCUAAGGCUAUCGCACCGUACCGCGACAUUGGUGCGGUUUCACCAAAUGACUAAACGUUUGUAACUAUUUUUGGUCACAUUAUUUGUAUAUUGCACAUUAUGUUUUAUUUAUUGACACGAUCUUUAUUUUUAGGUGCGAAUAUGUGUUGUCGUUAUGAAUAUUUUGAUGAUUAUUGCUGAAGACAUGAAAUAGGCUAAAUACUGGUAUGUAAUAGGAAAAUUAAAAUUAAAAUUAAAAUAAUUUAUUAGAUAUUACAUGUACAUAGUCCACAUUCCUUUCUUUUAUUUCAUCGUGUGUUUUAUAUAUAAUUAUAUUAUGUGCUAGAAGUACCUGCUUUAUUUUUUGAUGCGAUAUAAAUAAAAGCUUCUAGGACAGUUUCGUUUACUACCUAUAUUAGUGACUGAGUGGUUGUUGUUAAUAGGCAGUAACUCGCUAGCGUCCUAUAAUUGGCCACCCUGUAGGUACUAAAAAUUAAUUCUCCUUACCUUACCUUGAAACAGAGAUAUAUCUUUGUCGGUUCAGAUUAAUUUGGUAGUUGAAAAAUUCAUAAUAAGUUACAACCUGUGCACCUGUUUAUUUAAUGCUUAUAAUACAAUCGUAAAUCGUUAUCGUCGUGAACUACGUCAGUGAUAGUUAAUGUAGUAGUAAGAUCGUAAGAGAAUAGAUAAAGAUAUCAGCGCAGCUAAUAUCAAUUUGAAAUUAUAUAGGUAUCCAUUAGAGUUUAUAUUUACUGAAGUCUAUGAUGCUUAUUUUGCCUUAACAUAUUCAGUGCCAGUGCAUGUGACGUGCUGUGAGCAUAGCCAAUAAAAUGGAGAAAUGCGUACAUAGUGUGUACCCGGCUAAUAACGAUUACUAGUCAAUACAUAUUAGUAAAGUUUUCCUGUAAAAUAUUACUUUUUUGAGAAUUUCUGUCGUUUGAUUAUGUUAAUAUGUAUUUGUUAAAUAGUAGAUGUAUUGAAAUGACAAUCACUUAUACGGAAUUUAAUGAAGUGUAACGAUUAUUGUUUCGUUAUAUUUAUUGUGCAUUGUUAUGUACUUACUACUUAUGAUUAUUUUUUA